ACGCCUGAGUCUCCACGUCCCCCCGUGCGGCUCCUUAACCCCCCGAGCGCGGGUUGCUUUGGCUUUGCUCCAUCCGGGCUUUUUCCGCUUGGCUUCGGUCGGAUCUCCGCCCGCCCCCCCCCCGGCUCUUCCGUUAGCGAGAGCGCGGCCGGGGGCGUCGGUGCCUCCGCAGCCGCUGCUGGGGAAAUGUCCGGCCCUGGGGCAGCCGCGGCCGCCGGAGGAGCGAGGAGCGCGACGGCGACGGCGACGGCGACUGCGGAGUGGGGAGCCUUCGAAGACAACAUGCAGGGUGGAGGCUCUGCUGUAAUUGAUAUGGAAAACAUGGAUGAUACCUCUGGCUCUAGUUUUGAAGACAUGGGAGAAAUGCACCAACGCAUGAAGGAAGAGGAGGAAGUAGAUGCAGAAGCAGCUGCUGCAGAUGAAGAAGAUGGAGAGUUCCUAGGAAUGAAAGGUUUCAAGGGGCAGUUGAGUCGGCAGGUAGCUGAUCAGAUGUGGCAGGCUGGGAAGAGACAAGCCUCAAAAGCCUUCAAUCUCUAUGCUAAUAUUGAUAUCCUCAGGCCCUAUUUUGACGUUGAGCCAAACCAAGUUCGGAACAGAUUGCUGGAAUCCAUGAUACCUGUCAAGAUGAUCAAUUUCCCCCAGAAGAUAGCUGGUGAGCUUUAUGGUCCUCUCAUGCUAGUCUUUACGCUGGUGGCUAUUUUGUUGCAUGGAAUGAAGACAUCAGAUACUAUCAUUAGGGAAGGUACAUUGAUGGGCACAGCAAUUGGCACCUGCUUUGGUUACUGGAUAGGUGUUUCCUCCUUCAUAUAUUUCUUGGCAUACCUAUGCAAUGCUCAGAUCACCAUGGUCCAAAUGUUGUCACUCCUGGGCUAUGGACUUUUUGGGCACUGUAUCACCCUAUUUGUCACCUACAAUAUCCAUCUUCACUCCCUUUUUUACAUUUUCUGGCUGGGAAUUGGUGGUCUCUCCACACUACGAAUGGUUGCUGUGUUGGUAUCACGCACAGUGGGACAUACCCAGCGACUCAUCUUGUGUGGAGCACUUGCUACCCUGCACAUGCUCUUCCUUCUUUACCUGCACUUUGCUUAUCAUAAGGUCGUGGAAGGCAUUCUGGACACAUUGGAAAGACCCAACAUUCCUCCCUUUCAGAGAGUUGCCAGAGACAUUCCAGCCAUUUCUUCUGCUGUAAUGAAUAUAACAAACAAAGCAGUUGCUGCAUAGACCUAGCCUUACAGACUGGUGUGCUCACCCUGUUUUUCAUUGGCUGCUGUUACCACAAUAAAUGGACAAAAUAACAGCAGAAGUAAUUGGCUUAUCGCAGAUUUGCUUUUGGAAGAAGACUCCAAAGACAUUUCAGAAGAGCUGCCUCUGUCCAACUUUGGCCAAAGUGGAUUGGAUAGAACCUUCCUAAUGGGCCCUCUAUAUUUAACUGGGAUUGCAUAAGUCACUCUUUUCCUCCGUAUAUUCUUUGUGCUUGCUUUUGUCUUUUUAGACUAUGUGUAUCUUCUUUGUCAAGGGAAGAAUUAAAUUAAAUGGAUAUUG
This is a messenger RNA of Ahaetulla prasina, 1542 nucleotides long. It is a transcript of the gene YIPF3, whose product is annotated as Yip1 domain family member 3. The record is from RefSeq and is a predicted model, not a curated record. Gene Ontology annotation, cellular component: Golgi apparatus. The transcript has 9 exons. NCBI's taxonomy places the organism in Eukaryota, Metazoa, Chordata, Lepidosauria, Squamata, Colubridae. Bases 187 to 1221 code for a protein of 344 amino acids.